Molecule: messenger RNA, 324 nt
Organism: Rotaria sordida
Lineage: Eukaryota; Metazoa; Rotifera; Eurotatoria; Philodinida; Philodinidae
Source: the annotation of a GenBank genome assembly
AUGUGUCGACAAAAGAAUCAACCAUGGAAGAAGCAUCAAGUUGAUAUGAAAUCAUUGCAGGAAGAAAUUCGUCAACUUAAAGAAAAAUUAACUGAAAGUCAGAAGGCAAAUGAUAAACUUAAUGAUUUGAAUUUGAAGCUAUGGAAUGAUUUAAAACAACUUGGUGAUUAUGUCAAUACAUUGAAAAAAACAAUUGAAGAUCUUCAAACGAAAUUGAACCAACAAAAUGAACUUAGCUUCAGUUCGAGUUCCCUUAAAUGCGUAUGGAAUCCCAUGAAUGGGUAUGGAUCUGGUCCGAAACUGACUGGACUUCGCUUGAGAUAG